AAGCUAGAGACUGACAAACGCGGGGGAGGGGGGCACCAGGACUGAGGGGAGCAGCGCGGUGUGUGGGGGGGUGGCCAGCUGGCUAGUGGACAAGACUCCUUUCUGAGGCCCAACGGUGCCUCUGCCCCCCUGGUGUCCAGCGAGGACUUGAAGAACCCAGAGUUUGUCAGCCAAGGCGGGUUCGGCGCGGUGUUCUGGGCACAGCGUAGGAUGUGGGACUAUGACGUGGCCGUCAAGAUCGUGAAUUCGUGAGUGUCCCCACUGCGGGACGCCGGGUCUGGCCGAGGGGGCGGAGCCGCUGAGCUACCCGCCUGAGUGGGGAAGGGAGAGGUCUUUCCGGGAAGCGGAUGGGCGGGCGGACGGAGCUCUUUCUUUAGGGAGGCGAUAUCCAGGGAGGUGAAAGCCAUGGCAAAUCUGCGUAACCUGUAUGUGUUGAGACUGCUAGGAGUGACCGAGAACCUGCAGUGGAACGGCGUGUCUGGGCCAGCUCUGGUGACGCAGUUCAUGGAGAACGGAUCCUUGUCGGGGCUGCUGCAGAGGGAUUGCCCUCGGCCCUGGCCUCUAGUCUGCCGCCUGCUGCAGGAAGUGGUGCUCGGGAUGAGUUAUCUGCACAAUCUGAACCCAGUGCUACUGCACCGGGACCUCAAGCCCUCCAAUGUCUUGCUGGACACAAACCUGCACGCUAAGUUGGCAGAUUUUGGCCUCUCCAUGUUUCAGGGCGGGUCACUGUCAGGAGCAGGGUACGGGUCCCAGGGGCCAGGGAGUACCCUGGCUUACUUGGCUCCAGAAUUGUUGGCUGAUAUAUUCAAGAAGGCCACCAAGGCCAGUGAUGUCUACAGCUUCCAGAUCCUCAUGUGGGCAGUGUUAGCAGGAAGAGAAACUGAGGUGGUGCCCCAGACAUCACUGAUCCAUGAAACAGUCGUUGAGAAGCAGAUCCGGCCCCCGUUGACUGAGCUGCCUCCGUGUCGCCCUGAGACUCCAGGCUUGGAAAAACUGGAGAAGCUGAUACAGUGCUGCUGGAGCCAUGAGCCCAAUGACAGACCCCGCUUCUUCCCAGGUGAGCUGUCAUUUCACUGGCAGCUGGAGUAGGCUUCAGUCUGUGAGCAGGGGGCUUUUCCCAAGAAAAGAUGUUCUGCUCACUGCAACCCAAUCUGCCGUCUCUCAGAAUUCCAGGAAACCACCACAAAAGCCUUUUGGGGGGUACAUGACAAAAUGGGUGACACCAUCUCUGAGGUGAGUGCCCAACCACUUCCCCCACACAGGAUCUGGUCAGGGAUAGCACACAUGGCUCCCUGGGCCGUCCACUGCCUCCCUACUGAGCACUGUUGUGUGUGCCUUGACCUUUAUCCUUGCCCUCCCCAACCCACUCCGAGCUACUAGGCACGUUUACUCUGGCUCUUCCAACUCAUGCCCCACAAGCUCCUCUUGUCUCUGUAGGUGACAAAAUUCCUGUCUGAGCACAGGAGCAUCAAUAGGAGGUUGUCUGCCCCAGAGCCAAGCCAAAGAGGGACCAAAAUGGAUGAGGGAGCCACUGGAAGGCAAUGUGCCUGGAUUGAUUCCAUGUUGUCUGAGAGUCUGAACUGCCUGAAGCUGGAGCAGUUCCCCAUCUCAGUUCCUGAAACAUGCACAGGCCUUACUGAGGAGAGGGGGGCACAGAAAGAGCAAAUUCAGCAUGCCAGGACAGGAAGGACCUCUUCAUAUUCAAUGGCUCAAACUCUCCAAACUCCAGAGACCUUACCUUUCUGAAACCAGACAAACAGGCCUAUUUUGACUGGAACUCCAAGUCCUGGACCCCAAGGCAAUCAGGGCCCUCGGUUACUAUAAACACCUGAAAGUGGCUGCAGAUUGGAAACAACAACCACAUGACAGUGCACCACACAAUUACUUUCACGAAGCAGGGCCCGAUACCGUUUGGCAUGAAUAGGAGGGGGCAGCACCCCCAUAAGUAGGUUUGAAAAAAGGCCUGCCGGAUCCUGAAGCCUGGAGUGGGCCACAUGGCCAGUAUAAAGUGAGAACUGAAACACCUCAGGCGGCCUGUAGGUGUUGAAACGGCCAGGGUCACUCCCUUUGGCCAUCAGCUUUCUUCCAGUGCAGUCCCUGCUAUGCCCCAACUGACUUUGUGAUCUGCCCCUGCCCCAAGAGUCAAUAAACAUGUUUGAACGUGGUUCCCCAAA
This is a messenger RNA of Heterocephalus glaber (naked mole-rat), 2174 nucleotides long. Lineage: Eukaryota; Metazoa; Chordata; Mammalia; Rodentia; Bathyergidae. The record is from RefSeq and is a predicted model, not a curated record.